CAAAUAUUCAUUUGAUCUAAAAAUUAAAAAAAAAAAAUGUUUACCCAGCGUAGAGUGACCGCUGAAGGGUUAAUAGCGUGGCCACACUUCUGGUCUAUCCAACCACAGGUUCCCCCAGCUCCCUGAUCUCAACUUGGGUAUUUAACGCAGACCUGCGUAAGUCGGGAGUCUGGAGGAGCAAACGGGAGGGGCAACCGGUGGCAGCAAUAAAUAAAUGAGACGUGAUUUCAAUACACAAAUAAUGCCAAGGAGGGGGGAUAGGGGGAUAUGGAGGAGCGGGAGGAGCAGGAGGAGCAGGAGGAGCAGGAGGAGCAGGAGGAGCAGGAGGAGCAGGAGGAGCAGGAGGAGCGGGAGGAGCAGGAGGAGCGGGAGCAGCAGGAGGAGCAGGGAGGAUGGCGAGCCAGAGAACUGGGGACACUUUGUGGUGGCUGCUCCAGCUCCUCUGCUUCUGCGGAUUGUUGCUGAUUUUUUAUUUAUUUAAUUUGCGGGCUUGGUUUUUUAUUCCUCCAUUUUUUAGCCACUGGUUGGCACUUGGCAGCAAUAAUGACAUUCGACGCCACAUACCAAGCAGCUGCCCAAGCAGCCAGGAGCA
Drosophila santomea is the source of this 592-nucleotide messenger RNA. Its product is annotated as histone H3.v1-like. The record is from RefSeq and is a predicted model, not a curated record. The coding region runs from base 268 to 465 and encodes 65 amino acids. Lineage: Eukaryota; Metazoa; Arthropoda; Insecta; Diptera; Drosophilidae. The transcript has 2 exons.